Messenger RNA from Zingiber officinale, 1539 nucleotides. RefSeq names its product transcription factor MYB54-like. The record is from RefSeq and is a predicted model, not a curated record. NCBI's taxonomy places the organism in Eukaryota, Viridiplantae, Streptophyta, Magnoliopsida, Zingiberales, Zingiberaceae. Gene Ontology annotation, biological process: regulation of DNA-templated transcription. Gene Ontology annotation, molecular function: DNA-binding transcription factor activity, RNA polymerase II-specific; RNA polymerase II cis-regulatory region sequence-specific DNA binding. Bases 297 to 1304 code for a protein of 335 amino acids. Gene Ontology annotation, cellular component: nucleus. The transcript has 3 exons.
AAGGACAAUGGUGAGAGGACUCAGACUCCCAACCCACACGAGUGGCUCCCUUUUGAGCCCUGUGCUUGCGUCCCCCAACGCCACACCCUCUCCUGUGCAUAUCAGUCUUGGAGUGAGGCCAGCACGGAGGCACACCUCACAGGUGUGGUGUGUCAAAGAGCAGGAGAAGAGUUGGUUGCCUUGUAAAAAUGUUGUGUAGGUCUCCUUCCUCAAAACAUCUGAAGAAAGCAACAACAGCAGCUCAUUGCAUUCUUUUUUCCUGUUUUUACCUUCGGGUUCUUCUUUGAAGAAGGGAAAUGGCUUCAGAUGAGGUGAUACCCAUAGGUGGCAUUGGGUUCUUUGCUGGACAACUGCUGCCUUCAUUCGUUGGAUCUUCUUCUCCCUCUAGCUCUAGGGAGAAGGGAUGUGCGAGCAGUGGUGAGCAAGCUUGGGGAUUUCAGUGUUUUGUAGGGGGCAAGGAGUGCCAUGAGGAUGAGAAGAGAAGUGACCAAGGUGAGGAAGCUGAUCAAGCAGGCGAUGGCAGUUUCAAUCUUGAGUGCGUCCAACAGCAGAAGCUUUGCGUCAGGGGUCACUGGAGGCCAGCUGAGGAUGCCAAACUCAAGGAGCUUGUCUCUCACUAUGGCCCUCAGAACUGGAACCUGAUUGCCGAGAAGCUAGAAGGAAGAUCAGGGAAGAGCUGCAGGUUGAGGUGGUUCAACCAGUUGGACCCGAGGAUUAACAGAAGUGCCUUCGCCGAGGAGGAAGAAGAGAGACUUUUGGUCGCUCACAGGCUUUACGGCAACAAAUGGGCACUGAUUUCCAGGCUCUUUCCCGGGAGGACAGACAACGCAGUGAAGAACCAUUGGCAUGUGAUCAUGGCAAGGAAGCACAGAGAGCAAUCUGCCUACAGGAGGAGGAAGACCUCCGCUCUCUCUUCCUUAGACUCCCCCUUGCUCUCACCUCACGCCAUUGCCUCCGACGGAAUGGAGUUGUGCAUGCCCAUUAAUGCUUGCAAUGGCGAUUCCACCAUCACCAACGCCAGAAACGAGUCUGCCUCCACCGGCACAGACCUCUCCCUCAACUCCUUCCCCAGCACUUUCCCCGCUUCCCGUUGUCCUUCCCCAGCCCAGCUCUUCCCUCCCUGUGAUAUCUUCAGCGAGUUAAAUGUCUCCGGAAUUGCCCCUAUGGGCAUGGAGGCAGAGGUUUCUGCAACUGUUGCAGUGACCUUCCGCUGGAGCAAUGCCUGGCCACAAGGGGAAGCAGAUGAUGGAAGAAAGAAGAUCAGGAUACCCUUUAUUGAUUUCCUCGGCGUUGGCGCGACAUAGGAGAGGAGUAAAAGAUCUUCCACACAUUUCGAGUGUGGAAGAGAAGGGAAAUUUUUGUGGACGCAGCGAAGUUACUACUCUCUUUGCUGCUUAGAUCUUUAAUUAAUGUAUGCACUUUCCCGUUAAGUUCCUAGUAAGCUCCCGUGUUCACAGAUAUAUAUGAGGCAGGCCAGGCAGUCGAUAUAUGAACAUGCAAACAUAGAUUCAAGCUUGCUAAGCAAAGUGGCAUGAUUGC